This is a messenger RNA of Oreochromis aureus, 2466 nucleotides long. RefSeq names its product B-cell receptor CD22-like. The coding region runs from base 100 to 1464 and encodes 454 amino acids. Lineage: Eukaryota; Metazoa; Chordata; Actinopteri; Cichliformes; Cichlidae. The record is from RefSeq and is a predicted model, not a curated record. The transcript is spliced from 7 exons.
ACAUUUAUCAGCACAGGAAAAACUUUUGGAGUGUGGAUUAAAACUGAUGCCAGAAAUCCAACCAACGUGAUCUACAACAGUAAUGGUGCAGCUUAUCCAAUGAGUAUUACUGGAAACCUGAGUCAGAGAGACUGCACCACUCUGUUUUCUCAUUUAACCACCACAAACACAUACUUCUUCAGAGUAGACAGUGAAAGAUUCAAGGCGACAGCAGACUGUAACCCUCUUCAAAUAACAGUCAGAGAUUCUCCUUGGAGGCCCAAAAUUACAAUCCCAGGUGAUCUGAAGGAGAAGGAGUCUGUCACUAUAACCUGCUCAGCUCUCACUCCCUGUCCACACUCCCCUCCUCAACUCACCUGGAAUCUCACACAAGACUCUCACAACAAAACAGAGGAAAACACAGAUGUAAGCUUUACAACUAAAAUCCAGCAGACCAUCACUCUGUCAGACACACAUGAUGGAAAGAAGAUCAGCUGCUCUGCCAGAUAUCCUGUGAACCAAGGAAAAGACACCAAGACAGCAGAGACAGAAGAGACUCUCAGUGUUUCAUAUGCUCCCAAAAACACCUCAGCAUCCAUCAGUCCAUCAGGUUUGGUGUCAGCAGGCAGCUGGGUGAAGCUGACCUGCUCCAGCAGAGCCAAACCUCCAGUCAGCAGCUUCACCUGGUUCAAGAAGAGCAGAGAUGGAGCUGUGAAAGUAUCUGAAGGAGAGAUUUACAGCUUCAAUGUAACAGAUGGAGGAGUUUAUUACUGUGUGGCCACUAAUGAUCUGGGUAAUCAGACAUCAGCAGAGAUUCAUGUGGCUGUUGCAGAUGUUCCUAAAAACACCUCAGCAUCCAUCAGUCCAUCAGGUUUGGUGUCAGCAGGCAGCUGGGUGAACCUGACCUGCUCCAGCAGAGCCAAACCUCCAGUCAGCAGCUUCACCUGGUUCAAGAAGAGCAGAGAUGGAGCUGUGAAAGUAUCUGAAGGACAGAUUUACAGCUUCAAUGUAACAGAUGGAGGAGUUUAUUACUGUGUGGCCUCUAAUGAUCUGGGUAAUCAGACAUCAGCAGAGAUUCAUGUGACUGUUGGAGAUUCUCCUAAAGACACCUCAGCAUCCAUCAGUCCAUCAGGUUUGGUGUCAGCAGGCAGCUGGGUGAAGCUGACCUGCUCCAGCAGAGCCAAACCUCCAGUCAGCAGCUUCACCUGGUUCAAGAAGAGCAGAGAUGGAGCUGUGAAAGUAUCUGAAGGAGAGAUUUACAGCUUCAAUGUAACAGAUGGAGGAGUUUAUUACUGUGUGGCCACUAAUGAUCUGGGUAAUCAGACAUCAGCAGAGAUUCAUCUCUCAACGCUUACUUACUGUGAAGCUGGAAACCUGGUUGGUGUCUACACUAUAAUGAAGACUGUGGGAAUCAUAAUGCUUGUGAGCACACUGAGCAUCUUUGAGUGCUGGUUCAAAUCAAGACGCUUCAACAAACAGACAUAGAGCUGUCAGAUGAGCAGAGUAACAUCACAUCACAUCAACUAAAGUGUCUGCAGGAUGAUAAAUGCUACCUGCUAAAGCAUUAAAACUUAACAUAUUUGUUUUGUAUUUUGAUGUUCAACAACUGUGUAUGACCAUUUUACUUUGACUAUAGGGAUGUUAUUACAGAGUGAUCUCUCCUCAAACCACUGUUGUUUUACCUAGGGAUGGGAAGUGAUAAGUUUGUUGUGAUCAGGGUCAUUACUCAAAAAAAGUAAAGUAGAAAAAUGUUAUUACACAUAUUACACAGAACUUUUCUUAAAGGUAAUGCAGUAUAUUGCUUAAGUACACGCAGGUUCAAAUGUUCACAAAGUGGCUAGCUUCACUAAAAAGGACCCCCCCCCCCUUUAUCAUGGUGCUGGGCAAGGUUCAGCAUUUACUCAGCUUUAACAUCACUCUGGAUUCUUGGCUAACUUUGUGUUAGCAUGCUGUCUGUUGUUUCUGCAUUAUAUCUGACCAAAAUGUUGUGUGGGCGUGAUCUCCAAAUGGUGCUGAUAGGUGUGGUUAGUUUUACAAGAACAGUCAAUUCAUUUCAAUAUGACAUGUCCAAUUUGCCAAGAGCCACGUAACUUGGCGCACGUUUAAAUAUUAACUGGGGAUUUUUGCUUUAGUGGGAAAUUUACAGCAUAGCUAUGUCGUAACAAUUAGCAGUAAAUUGUAAGCCACAAAAAUGUUUGAAUCAUUUGUGUACUUGAUUUAAAUAUUCUCCUUCCUAUGUUAUGUACCUUGAGAAGGGAACUCCCUGAUAUAAAUAUGCGAGAGGGCCAGUCUAAUAGUCUAUGUUCAUCAUUUCUCUAUAAGAUGUAAUAUAAGAUUCUUCUGCUUAUAUGUGUCAAGCUGACUUUACUGAAUGAAAGGCUUCAUAUUAUCUCCUUCUGUCAUCAUGUAAUCUUUGGCAGGUAGAUACUUUGAUUCUGUAUAUAUUCUAGUAUUACUGUAGCUCUUUGUAAAAACAUAAAAAGUGCC